AUGUGGAAUGUAGUGGUGGUCGGAGAUGGAGAGAGCAAGAGUAUUGUCUCUGGUAGACUCAAUGUCAUCGAUGGAACUCCCACUUUUAAGACCGCAACGUUCGCUGUGUUUGGAAAAGGGUUCAUGGCAAGAGACAUGGGCUUCAUCAACACAGCCGGUCCAGCCAAACACCAAGCCGUAGCUCUAAUGGUAAGCGCAGAUCUCGCUGCCUUAUACCGUUGCACAAUGAACGCAUACCAAGACACGCUCUACGUGCAUGCACAACGCCAAUUCUACCGUGACUGCACCAUCAUUGGAACAGUCGAUUUCAUCUUCGGUAACUCAGCUGCAGUUCUCCAAAACUGCCGGAUCCUCCCUCGCCGGCCAAUGAAAGGACAACAAAUCACAAUCACGGCUCAGGGACGUAAUGAUCCAAACAUGAACACAGGAAUCUCAAUUCACCGUUGUAACAUCUCUCCGCUCGGUGACCUAACCGAAGUCAAAACGUUUUUAGGUCGACCAUGGAAGAAUUUCUCAACGACGGUGAUAAUGGAUUCGUUCUUGCACGGUUUUGUCGACCGGAAAGGUUGGUUGCCUUGGACCGGAGAUUCUGCUCCGGAUACUAUAUUUUAUGGUGAGUAUAAGAAUAACGGCGCUGGUUCGUCGACGAGGAAUAGGGUUAAGUGGAAGGGGUUGAGGUUUCUUAGUACCAAGGAAGCUAAUAGGUUUACGGUGAAACCUUUCAUCGACGGAGGAAGAUGGCUUCCGGCUACGAAAGUGCCGUUCAGGUCCGGUCUCUGA
Molecule: messenger RNA, 780 nt
Organism: Camelina sativa (false flax)
Lineage: Eukaryota; Viridiplantae; Streptophyta; Magnoliopsida; Brassicales; Brassicaceae
Source: RefSeq, a predicted model, not a curated record